CACCAGUAGCUCAGUCAAACCGCGUCUGUCCGCGCACAACUGCACGACCAGCUGAGCGUCAUGUCCGCAAAAUUCUGCCGCUAUUUAUGAGGCUGAACAUAACUGGAACCGCGUCAACACAAGGUCUGUGGAAAAUGAACAGUGGCCUCUGAAGGUUUUGUGAUUGCUGGUUUGUACCAUUUCUGCAGCCAUGAUGUCCAAGUCUGCCCUCCUCAAAGUCAUUCUGCUGGGUGACGGUGGCGUAGGCAAGUCCUCACUCAUGAACCGCUAUGUGACCAACAAGUUUGACUCGCACCUUUUCCACACUAUUGGAGUGGAGUUCCUCAACAAGGAACUGGAGGUGGACGGGCAGUUGGUCACUCUGCAGAUAUGGGACACAGCCGGACAGGAGAGGUUCAGGAGCCUGCGCACCCCCUUCUACCGCGGGUCUGACUGCUGCCUGCUAACCUUCAGUGUUGAUGAUGGACAGAGCUUUCGUAACCUGGCCAACUGGAAAAAAGAAUUUGUUUACUACGCAGAUGUGAAAGAUCCGGAUAAUUUUCCAUUUGUGGUUUUGGGAAACAAACUGGACGUCCCAGAGAGGCAGGUGUCCGGGGAGGAUGCGAAGAAGUGGUGUAGAGAGAAUGGAGGACUUCCAUAUUUUGAGACAAGUGCCAAGGAUGCUAUUAAUGUGUCUUCUGCUUUUGAGGAGGCAGUGAGGAGAAUUUUAGCACUAGAUGAUAAAGCAGAACAUCUGAUUCACACCAACACAGUGGACAUUCAGAAGAAAAGCCACCCCGACCAGCAAUGUUGUUAGAACUCAAAUACACACAUUCAUAGAACUUUUUAAAGCGUAAUGUUGUUGUCCACCCUGAAUUUGACAAUGACAAACUGGCAAAAGAAAAGUUUGGACAAUUAACACGAUAAACUACAAUUAUUUGUGCUUUUAAAUUAAAUUUAAAUUAAUUACUUGGA
Molecule: messenger RNA, 954 nt
Organism: Boleophthalmus pectinirostris (great blue-spotted mudskipper)
Lineage: Eukaryota; Metazoa; Chordata; Actinopteri; Gobiiformes; Gobiidae
Product: ras-related protein Rab-9A-like
Exons: 3
Coding region: 191-796 (201 amino acids)
Biological process (GO): Rab protein signal transduction; retrograde transport, endosome to Golgi
Cellular component (GO): lysosome; phagocytic vesicle; late endosome
Molecular function (GO): GTP binding; GTPase activity
Source: RefSeq, a predicted model, not a curated record